GCUGCGUCGCCGCCGGAUCUCGCGAAGUAAAUUUCAAACCAAGAGCGAACCGGUGACAGUGAACAGUUUCCAUCCGGAGUCGUGUGAAAGCGGAACUUUCUCAAUACCUUGAUCUUUACCGUGAACAGUUUAUCUAGUUAGAAAAUUAUUAAAAGUUCUUAAAGAGAUUUCUUCUAAUUUCCAUUAAUUAAUCCAGUGAGUGAUAAUUGGAAGCAAAGAAUUGUAAAAGAAUAUCUGUCAGAAAAAUAAUUUUAUGAAUGGAUACUAAUUAAAAUAACUCAAUUCUGUUUUACUCGAUAUUUACUAAAAAAAUGAUAGAAAUUUUUCUAUGCUUCACUCUGCUUUUGGGAAGCGUUUGUUCCGCUGACGAUGAGAAGGUGCGAUACGAUGGAUACAAAGUGUACAAACUUUUCGUACCGGACGUAACUAAAUAUGAGCUUGUAAAAAAUAUGCAAGACGACGAGGGCUAUCAUUUCUGGGUUCCACCAAAGAUCAACGACACCGCGACCGUGAUGAUCAAGCCGGCUAAAAUUCAAGAAUUUAUGCAGAUAGCUAACACGAGCAAACUAGAGCUGGAAUUGAUGAUGGAUGAUUUACAAAAGUUGAUUGAUGAAGAGAAUCCUCGCGAUGAUUUGCGAGGCACUUUCAACUGGUUCAGUUAUCAUCGAUUGGACAUAGUAAACGGUGGAACUAGCCCGAACCCAUGCAGUGAAACAUAUCCUGGGGACAAGCCGUUCUCCGAAACGGAAACGAGGACCAUGUCAGAGUACAUUGGCAGCAUUCAAGACAAAAUAUUCGCUUAUAUCGCGUUCCACAGUUACAGCCAAUUACUGUUGAUCCCUUAUGGUCACACGAACAAAAGAAUCGAGAAUUAUAACGACUUGCUACAAAUUGGAAACUAUUCGAUAAACGCCCUGGCAAAACGAUACGGGACUAAAUAUAGAGUUGGAAACAUCGUCGACGUAAUAUACGUUGCAUCGGGUGGAUCAAUGGACUGGGUACGUGGAACUUACAAAACUCCAGUGACGUUCACUUACGAGCUACGAGACAGAGGAAGAUACGCGUUCAUGCUACCAGCGAAUCAGAUAAUACCAACCGCGGAAGAAACAUUGGACUCCUUAGUUGCGAUGUUCCAGCAGGCUGCAAAGCUUGGCUACGGAUCAUCCACAGGCCUUUAAUAAUAAUCAACUACAUUUCUUAAGAUCUCUUCCAAAUAAUGUGCACGAAGUACAAUAGAAUCUUCGUUAUGUUAACACCCACUAUGUAAAUAUAUGAUCCUCUGUUAUCUAAAUAUUCUAUUAUAUAAAUAGUAUAUUUCCAAUUAUAAUACUGUGUUUGUACCACUAAGCUUUUACCCUCUCAUACCAUAAAAACUUGAUCGUGGAUGAUGUACAAGACGUUCUGCCAGAAAAAUAUAUCAGCCAUAGUGGCCUUAAAAACCAAAAA
Ceratina calcarata is the source of this 1446-nucleotide messenger RNA. RefSeq names its product zinc carboxypeptidase-like. Gene Ontology annotation, biological process: proteolysis. NCBI's taxonomy places the organism in Eukaryota, Metazoa, Arthropoda, Insecta, Hymenoptera, Apidae. The transcript has 3 exons. The record is from RefSeq and is a predicted model, not a curated record. Bases 312 to 1178 code for a protein of 288 amino acids. Gene Ontology annotation, molecular function: metallocarboxypeptidase activity; zinc ion binding.